AGGUGGGGGAGAGAUAGGAGGGGAGAGGGGCUCUGAAAUCCAGGCUGCAAGCAGGAAGAAGGAAGCACUGGCUGCUGAGAUCUUGCUCCACAAAGAUCAAGAACUUGUCUCUCUCGCUCUCUCUCCCUCUCAAGCACCCAGCAGAGGGCCAGGCAGCAUGCAGGAGGGGAGUGGGGAGGUGAUGAAGGAAGGGGUGUUACACAAGAGGAGCGAGGGUCUGCUGCAACUGUGGAAGAAGAAACAUUGUGUCCUGACCGAUGAAGGUCUCUUUCUGCUGCGUCCCAGGAAAUACCUGGAGCUGUCCCAACACCAGACAGAAGCCAGCGGCAACGGGGCCAAGCAGCUCCGCUUCGACGACAUGAAGACGGUGGACAGCGUGGAGAGGAAGGGGAAGUAUGUGUAUUUCACGGUGGUGAUGACGGACAGGAGGGAGCUGGACUUUAGGUGCCCGCAGGACGCUGGCUGGAACGCCCUGAUCACCCUGGGCAUGGUGCAGUAUCAGAACCGGCGGGCCAUGGAAGCGGUGCAGAGCAGCCGGCAGAAGCUGGCACAACGGGGCAUCGGUGUGGGCAUCCACAACGCGGCGUGAAACUGCCCUGCAGUAACCCCUUGUAGAGGUUCGAGAAUGAGGGUACACACAGUGGAAUCUAGCACACAGGAAUGGAAAAUGGAAAUGCAAAAAACUCUGUCCAUUGCAGAUAUCAGAUUAGCUUAUUAGACGCUGGAAUGGUUUAAGCUGUAAACCCAGCAGACUGAAUCGCCAAGAAACAUUCAAUCAAUAUUCUCCAGGACGAAGCAUUUAAUGAAUUCCAUUACUGGGCAGCUUCACGUGGAUGUUUUAACAUUAUUUAUAAUAGACUGUGUUUCUUUACAAAUGCCGGACGGGCCAUUGAUACGCAAUAUGUAAUUAUAAAUUAUUGAAUUUUGUUUUUGAUUUUCACAAUUAUUGAUGUUUUAAUUAAUGCCUGAUGUUUUUUGAAUGUUUGGGUUUUGUCAAAAAGGAACCAGAAGACUGAAGCGUAAAGAGAGUGGUCGAGGUGAAAGUGAAUAGCCCCUUUAUUCUGUAACAGUACGUAGAACAGAAUGGGUCUAUAUUCUCUGGUUUAGAAGAAGGAGCUGUGAUCUCAUUGCCAGGGCAUGUAAGAAUUUUAUAUUAUUCAUAGCGGGUGCCAAAAAGCUCCUUUUCGCUGGUUGGUGAGUUUAGAAUUAGGGUUCACGGUCUCAAGAUAAAUGAGAUUGUGUGAAAAUCCCUUCGCUCAGUGGAAUGGGAUUUGUUUGAGUAUUUAUUGCCCUGGGGUGGGGUGGCUCAGGGGGCCGUCUGAGCGGGCACUUAAUGGAGAUGCAGAACUAUAGUAAACUCUGGAUGAUCAGCUAUUUAUUCCAAGGAUGGUGAACAGUAGAUACCAACAAAAUCAGGAGAACCAGGGCAUUAUUUUUUGCUUAGUUUAGCGAUAUAGCACGGAAACCGGCCCUUCGGCCCACCGAGUCUGUGCUGACCAAUGAUCACCCCGUACGCUAGCACUAUCCUAUACACUAGGGACAAUUUACGAUCUUCAUCGAAACCAAUUAACCUACAAACCUGCACGUCUUUGGAGUGUGGGAGAAAACCGGUGAACCCGGGGAAAACCACGCGAUCACAGGGAGAGCGUACAAACUCCGUACAUUCACCACCAGGAUCGAACCCGGGUCUCUGGCGCUGUAAGGCAGCAGCUCUACCGCUGCGCCACCCUGCCACUUGUGUUGAUACCAUCUGCUUCCAUCUGCAUCAGGAGUAAACAAUUGUUAUUUGAUUAUGUUUGACUUGCAUCAUGAGAAAUAUGUUUUGUCCACCCUUCAAGGAAUUAUCAGCCAUAAACCUGCCUUUCGUUUUAUACUACGGAGUUUCUGGUUUCUGAAAUGCAGUUAAAUUAUUAUUGCAUAAAUACUGUAAUAUCAUGAGCAAGGAUAUUGUCUAACAGGUAACUGUAACAUUAUGAAAGAGUGACCCUUUUUUUUUCAUAGCCAGGGCACACCACUGCAUGUCACCCACAGAUUUUUAGGCCAAUUGAUGCCUAUUUUACACUAUUCUGAGUGGGUAGCAUUUGUAAAUGUGCAAUUCCUAAUGCUCUAAUUUAGUACAAGUCUAACCAUCAAGAUAGUGCAGAUACAACUCACUCGAGACAGCAUUCAGUUAAUCAUUGCAAUGUAUGCAGUUUGUGGUUGCAUGUUAUAUAUUUUUCCCCCAAAUCUCUUAAGCAUUAUUAUAUAAAAUUGGAAUGCUUAAAAA
This is a messenger RNA of Leucoraja erinaceus (little skate), 2266 nucleotides long. It is a transcript of the gene phlda1, whose product is annotated as pleckstrin homology-like domain, family A, member 1. Gene Ontology annotation, molecular function: phosphatidylinositol phosphate binding. The transcript has 2 exons. The record is from RefSeq and is a predicted model, not a curated record. Lineage: Eukaryota; Metazoa; Chordata; Chondrichthyes; Rajiformes; Rajidae. Gene Ontology annotation, biological process: positive regulation of apoptotic process. The coding region runs from base 158 to 589 and encodes 143 amino acids.